Phycodurus eques (leafy seadragon) is the source of this 4279-nucleotide messenger RNA. RefSeq names its product MAM domain containing glycosylphosphatidylinositol anchor 2a (gene mdga2a). The coding region runs from base 608 to 3958 and encodes 1116 amino acids. The transcript is spliced from 18 exons. Gene Ontology annotation, cellular component: membrane. Gene Ontology annotation, molecular function: protein binding. NCBI's taxonomy places the organism in Eukaryota, Metazoa, Chordata, Actinopteri, Syngnathiformes, Syngnathidae. The record is from RefSeq and is a predicted model, not a curated record.
CGGCGCCACAGACGAAGGCCGACGUGUGACGCCCAUAAAAGCAGGAAAACAUCUGACCUCAGAUCAGCACGCACAACGCCGCUGCUCAUAUUCAAAUUGUGUGACAAUGGGAAACGCCGCUUUACGCCAGGUGUGUGCGUGCGUGUGUGUUUGAUGACAUCAGCAGUCAGAGGAGACCAAAAAAAAUCCUCAUCUAAAAAUAGACGAAGCAAACUAGGACAUCCUCUCCUCAUAGCCCCUCCCCUACCUGCUUUCAAACACUUUAACCUUCCCUCCUCUUCCUCACAUCAGUACAUUAUCCUGUCUUACAUUACACUACAUUAUAUUAUAUUAUUUUGCAUUGGUGUGUCCCGGCGGGCGACCGGUUAGAGCGUCAGCCUCACAUUUCUGAGGACCCGGGUUCGAUCCCCGUGUGGAGUUUGCACGUUCUCCUCGUGCCCGCGUGGCUUUUCUCCGGGCGCUCCGCUUUCCUCCCGCAUCCCCGAAACACGCAUGAAUUGGAGACUCUAAAUUGCCCGUAGGUGUGGACGCGAGUGCGAAUGGUUUGUUUCUAUGUGCCCUGCGAUGGGCCGGCGACCGGUUGAGGGCGUGCCCCGCCUCCUGCCCGAUGACGGCUGGGAUGGGCACCGGCGCGCCCGCGACCCGCGCGACAGAAAAUGGAGGGAUGGAUUAUAUGACACUGGUGUGUCCCCACAAUGAGUGUCAGCCUGAGGUCGCGCCACCUACGGUUCGCAUCGUGCACUCCGGACCGGCGUGCGACGUGGAGGAGGAACGGCAAAGCGAGCGAGUCUACACCAUCCGAGAAGGAGAAACUCUGGAACUCGUCUGCCUGGUCACCGGACACCCUCGACCGCAGGUGCGCUGGACGAAAACGGCGGGCGGAAGUUGGGAGCGCCAAGGCGACUCUCGGGCGCACAACGACACUCUGAAGAUCGAAAGCAUCGGCCGCCACCAGGGGGGGCGCUACUACUGCAAGGCGGACAACGGCAUCGGGACGCCCGCCAUACGAUCCAUACGAGUUGAUGUGUACUUUCUGGACGAGCCGCUGAUCACGGUGCAUCAGAGCGCGGGCGACGCCAAGGAUCGCUUCUACGCGGAGCGGACGGUCUUCCUGCGCUGCGUCGCCGCGUCCAAUCCGCCCGUCGCCUACACCUGGAGGAGAGGCCGCCAGGCGCUGUCGCAGGGAGCGGACGCCGGAGUGGACAUCUAUGAGCCCUUCUUCACGCCGGGCGAGACCAAGAUCCUGAAGUUGAAGAACCUGCGUCCUCAAGACUACGCCAACUACACGUGCGUCGCCUCCGUCAGGAACGCGUGCGACAUCGCUGACAAGAUGGCGCACUUCAGCCUCAGCAACAGGACAGCUCCGCCCUCUGUCGAGCUGCUCCCGGACGACCCCCUGGUGGUCGACCCGGGCCGGACGGUGACGCUGGUGUGCGUGACGUCCGGCGGGGAGCCCCCGCCCGCCCUCCGCUGGGUGCGCCCCGGGGGGGAGGCGCUCCCCGAGGGGAGCGUGACCGAGGCCGGCACGCUCACCAUCCCCGCCGUCGCCGUGGACGACGGCGGGGCCUACAGCUGCCUGGCCGACAACAACGUGGGCGGCGGGGCCAGGAAGUCCACCGACAUCCUGGUCAGAGGUCUCCGCAAGGCUCGCUUCUGGAUCACUCCGGACCCGUACCACGACGACGACCGCAUCCGGAUCGGGCGCGAGGUGAAGAUCAGCUGCCAGGUGGAGGCCACGCCCCCCGAGGAGCUGCAGUUCGGCUGGAUGAAGAACGGUCGCCCGCUGCGCAGCUCCGAGCGAAUGGUCAUCACGCACACGGACGCGGAGAUGUCGCCGGGCGUCACCAACCUGGACAUCAUCGACCUCAAGUUCACCGACUUCGGCACGUACACGUGCGCGGCGUCGCUCAGGGACGGAGGAAGUCCGGAGAUCAGCAUCGACGUCAACAUCUCGUCCACCACAGUUCCUCCGGAGCUGACGGUGCCCAGGGGGCGCUCUCGCAUCGUCGCCCGGGAGGGCGACACAGUGGAACUGCGGUGUCUGGUGUCGGGCAAACCCAAGCCCGUCAUCCUGUGGUCCCGCGCGGAGGACGCUCCGGAGGCGGCGGACGAGGUCCCGGCGGGGGCGCCUCCGGCGACCGAGGACGCCGCGCAGACCGAAGGCUACGACGGCAUCCUGAGGCUCGCCGACGUGACGCGGGAGAUGGGCGGGACCUACCGCUGCCGGACCAGCCAGUACAACGGCUUCAACGUCAAACCCCGACAGGCGCUCGUACAGCUGGCGGUGCAGUUCCCGCCCGCGGUGGAGCCGGCGUUCUCGGAGGUGCGCCAGGCUCUGGGUCGGGCGUUCGCCCUGACGUGCCGCCUGCUGCGCGCCCACCCCGCCCGCCCGCUGCGCUACGAGUGGAAGCUGGGCUCCCGCCUCCUGACCGUGGGCCGGUUUGACGAGCAGAGCGACGACACGCGCUACCAGGUGCGAGCGCUCAACCGCGAAGGCUACGGCGAGUACACGUGCGACAUCAGCAACGAUGCCGGAGCGGGCAGAUGUACCUUCCUGGUCACGGGGAAGGCGUACCCUCCCGAGUUCUACUACGACACGCGCGGCGCCCUGUGGCAGAACCGGCCUCGCUCGUACGGCUUCAAGUUGCAGUGGACCCAGAUGGAACCCGCCGGCGUGGACCGCAUCCUGGCCUACAGGCUGGGCAUACGUCAGGUGGGGCAGGGCCGCUGGUGGGAGCAGGAGAUCCCCGUGGAGGCCGGAAUCCGCAAGGGGGAGCUCUUGACCUACAACCUGACGCAGCUGGUCAAACCCGAGUCCUACCUGGUCCGCCUGACGCCCAUCACGCGCUACGGCGAGGGCGACGCCACCGAGCGCAUCAUCGCCUACAGCGCUCCAGUGAAUCCACACCUCAGGGAGUUCCAGUGUGCUUUCGAGGACGAGACCUUGUGUCUCUUCUCGCAGGACAAAAGCGACGACUUCGACUGGACCCGCCACAGCGCCGCCUCCCGCGACACCAAGUACACGCCCAACACCGGACCCGGCGCCGACCGUCGUGGCUCCAAGCAAGGGCAUUACGUUUACAUCGAGACGUCCCGGCCCAGAAUGGAGGGCGACCAGGCCCGCCUCCUGUCGCCCACCUUCAACGCGGGCUCCAAAAGCGGCGCCACCUACUGCCUGGCCUUCUACUACCACAUGUACGGCAAGCACAUAGGCGCGCUCAACGCCUUCCUGCGCCAGAAAGGAGCCGCGGCGUCGGAGGCGUCGGAGGCGUCGGUGUGGAGUCUGAGCGGUAACCAAGGCGACCGAUGGCGCCGCGCCGCCGUCGACGUCCACCCCAGCGCAGACUUCCAGGUGCUACUCGAAGUGGUCCUGGAGGGGGUGCGCGGCGCCGGCAUCGAGGGCGACAUCGCCGUCGAUGACGUCACCAUCCAGGAGGGCCGAUGCCAGGAUCCGCCGUCCAACAACCUGAUCUCGCACGCCCCGCCCCGCCGACCCGCUUUAUGGCUGCUGCGCGUCGCUCUGAGUUUGACUCUGAUCGGCCGACAGAGGUAUUUGGAAACAGCGACCCCGCUGACCCCCGGUGACCUCCCCCCCCCCCGGACCACCGUGAGCCUGUCAAACUUGAUGACCGCCAAGAAGGCACGCGCACGCAGCAGAACACGUACACAUCAUACGCACGAGAACACACACACACACACACACGGGGACAAACUCACACUAACACACACAAACCUGAACACACAAACGAAAAGACACAGACGCACUUGCUGGCGGACACAAAAACACACACACACACACACACACAGAUCCCGAAGGAGUCCUUGCGGGGUCUUGAGCGUUUUCGUUGUUUCGGAGUCCGUCCGCCAUGACACUCAAGUGCCUUCAGAUCGAGCGGGAGUCUGCCGUCGCCGCGGCGACUGGGGAAGGACAUCCCGGCGGCGGGAAAGACGUGGAUAAAGCCCGAAAGGAUGAUUCCGACACGCGAGGAGGUUUUUCCGAAACGAGGCUUCCCGAUUGGUCGGAUGUUCCCGAAGUGGGCGUCGCCACUCCGAUAAAGUCCACAGUGUGGAAUUUAUUUUUCAACAAGCACAAAAAAGACAAAACGCCCGAGUUUUUUUUCCCCCUCUCAAUCCUGCCGGAAGGAAGGAAAAUGUCAACUUCCUCUCUCGGCAGGAAGUCGACGACGGCGGCGUUUGUCAGGACGGCUAAGUUUGAUUUUGUCUCUUUUCCUUCCUUCAGCAUGUUUGACAAACAAAAAGUGUUGGACUGCAGACAAUA